Talaromyces amestolkiae is the source of this 987-nucleotide messenger RNA. RefSeq lists its product as uncharacterized. The transcript is spliced from 3 exons. NCBI's taxonomy places the organism in Eukaryota, Fungi, Ascomycota, Eurotiomycetes, Eurotiales, Trichocomaceae. The record is from RefSeq and is a predicted model, not a curated record. The coding region runs from base 1 to 987 and encodes 328 amino acids. Gene Ontology annotation, molecular function: dioxygenase activity.
AUGAUCUCUCCCGAAGUUACCCCGGAUAUUCCCAUCGCAAACCUUGAAACUAUUAGCUAUGAUAAACUGCUUGAGGCUGACUCUCAGGAGAUUGCGAAGCUAGUCGAAAAUUGCAAGUCACUGGGCUUCUUUUAUCUAAAUCUGACAGGUACGGCUCGACGUGUUUUGGACGAUUCCAACAGCGUUUUCAGAGUAAUGGAAGACUAUUUUGAUCAACCUUUGAACGCUAAGUUGGAAGAUGCCAGACAAUCUGUCACCCAUGGUUAUACACCAAUUGGGACUUAUACAGGGGCCAAGAAAGGUGAAAAAGACUGUUAUGAGACAUUAAAGGUCUCUCAUGCUGAAAUGAAGAUUCAUGACCCCCAAUUACCGGCCACCGUCAAAACGCACAUGAAUCUUUUUGAGAAUUUCAUUUUUGGGUCUCAUACAAUAGUCAUUAAGCUCUUGGAAAGCCUCUCCACCGGAUUAGGUCUAGCGGGGGAGCAGCGUUUUGAAAAGCGACAUUGUGACGAUGUCCCUUCGAGGACGACGAUGGUCCUCUUCCGAUAUCCACGGCAGUUGACUGAAGGCGGUGGAAUUGGCCAUAAUAUGCAUACAGACAUUGGCAGCCUCACUCUACUCUUUUGCCGGGAUUAUGGCCUACAAAUUCUUUCUCCCUCAACCAACCAGUGGGGGUUUGUGAUCCCCAAACCUGGCCACGCAGUUAUAAACGUUGGGGACUCGUUGCGCUUCCUAUCCGGUCACCAGCUCGCUUCUUGUGUUCACCGCGUGCUACCAAUCACAGAGAGACAGGAACAUAAUCGCUACUCAAUUGCAUAUUUCUUACGGCCAGAUGAUAAUGUCAUUUAUGUCGAUAGCAAGGGCCGACAACUCUCUGCGAGGACGUGGCACGAUGAGAAGUACGAGACCUUCAGAGAGCCUCAUGAGAGGCAAGAAAAGGAUGCUAUUCUCACCGGUGGCAUGGAGCGCAAUGGAGUGUUUGUUUAG